Corylus avellana is the source of this 777-nucleotide messenger RNA. The record is from RefSeq and is a predicted model, not a curated record. NCBI's taxonomy places the organism in Eukaryota, Viridiplantae, Streptophyta, Magnoliopsida, Fagales, Betulaceae.
AUGAGUAGCAAAUACUGUCUAGUGUUGCUCCUUGGGGUGGUGCUUCUCAGCACUGCCUCACUAGCUGACCACCACGAGCUUUCCAAGCCCCAUUCUCCUCCUAAACACAAACCUCCGACCCCACUUGAUCACGGGGAGAAGCCAUUUCCUGAACACAAACCGCCUCUCAAGGGUAAGGGAGACAAGCCUCCACCGGAGCACAAGCCACCGCAUGAGCAUCACCCCGGACGCCGUUUACUAGAGUCAGCUUCCUUUGAACAAAAUUCAGCCAGUUUGGAUGGUAAACAUCCAAAGCCACCCCCAAAACACAAGCCACCAACAUCCUCACUUGACAAAGAAGAGAAGCCAUUCCCAGAACUCAAGCCACCAACCAAGCCGUUUGACGAACCUCCCAAGCGUAAGGGAGAGAAGCCACCACCGGAGCACAAGCCACCCCAUGAUCAUCACCCUGGACGCCGUUUACUGGAGUUGUCUUCUCUAGAACAACAAAAUUCAGCAAGUUUGGAUGGCAAACCUCAACCUCCCAAGGGAGAAAAGCCACCUCCGAAACACAAGCCACCAACUCUAGAAGAUGAUGCUCCUAAGCCUAAGGGUAAGGGAGAGAAGCCAACUCCAGAGCACAAGCCACCCCAUAAUCAUCACCCGGGACACCCUUCAGUGGAGGAUGGCAAGGACUCCCACAACACACCUAGGAAGUUGAAGGCUCCAACUGCGCCCGAAAAGAAGCCGCCAAGUCCGUCUCACAAGCCACCCCACAAACCUCCACCAGCGAACUGA